ACGUCACGACCGGGAAUGGGAUUCCCAAAUCCCUCCCGCGUCUCGCUCGCCUCCGCCAUUGACUCGACGCCGCCAACCAGAAUCCAACCCGGAGCAGAGCGCCCCAAACAAAAACCCAACUCAUUUUCAGCUUGCGGAACGGGCGGCAGAGUCCCAGUCCUCUCGCUUUCUCACCGCGAUUCGCCUCUCGCUUCCAUUUCCGAUUCGAUUCGGGAGCCAGAGGAGAGGCAAGGUAAUCGCCCCGCUCUCGUGCUUCCUGCCUCUUCGGUCGGCUCCAGCUCGCAGUUCAUUCCCGCUCUGCCCGCUGAUUCGCCGGAUCGGGCCGUGGUAGUGAUGCCGCUGGCUGAGCCGCCCCAGUGGCGCCGCAAGGCCACAGAUUUCUUCUCCACAUCCAGUGUCAAGCUGAAGCAGGCAGGGCAAUCGGCUGGGGAUAAUAUAGCUGAUGUUGCUGGGAAGGUUGGGUCCGUGGUGAAGAGUCGGUGGGCUGUCUUCCAGGAGGCUAGGCAGCAGCAGCAACAUCCACCACACGAGACAGUGCAAGAGCGUAUCAUCACUGCUGCUGCCUCCACUGGUUUGCUUUUCAGGAAAGGCAUUUCAGAGACAAAGGAGAAGGUUGCAGUGGGAAAGGUCAAAGUUGAAGAGGCUGCUAAAAAAACUGCAGAUAAAAGCAAGAGUAUCUUGAACAAUAUUGAACGCUGGCAGAAGGGAGUCGCAAGCACUGAUGUGUUUGGUGUUCCUAUUGAAGCCACUGUACAACGAGAGCAAUCUGGUAAAGCUGUGCCCUUGGUGCUAGUGAGAUGUGCUGACUACCUGGUUAUAUCAGGUUUGAAUAAUGAGUACUUAUUCAAAUCAGAAGGCGACAAAAAAGUUCUUCAGCAGUUAGUUUCUCUUUACAAUGAAGACUCUGGUGCAUCUUUACCUGAAGGUGUAAAUCCUAUUGAUGUAGGUGCACUGGUGAAGUGCUACCUUGCCAGUAUCCCUGAGCCGCUUACUACAUUUUCGCUUUAUGAUGAACUUCGAGCUGCGAGGGUUAGCAUUCCUGAUCUUAGGAACAUAUUGAAGAAGCUUCCAAAUGUGAACUACAUGACGCUAGAGUUUGUUACAGCGUUGCUGCUUCGAGUCAGCCGUAAAUCUUCACUUAACAAGAUGGACUCCCGCUGCCUUGCUGUGGAAUUUGCGCCUUUGAUCAUGUGGCGGCAAGGUGACGCUGGCACAGAUUUGCGUAACCAUCUCAAGUUUACCCUGAAACCGCCUCCAAAAAUUGUAGAUACAACAUCAAAUACUGCCACAUGGGACCUGUUAGACGAGGAUGACGAGGAUGCUUCAUCCCAGAUCCCCUUGGACGAUGCUUCACCGCCAGACUACAGCUCCAUUGAGGUCAUCCAGUGUCUCAUCGAGCAUCACAAUGCCAUCUUCACUGAUGCAAAUGAAACCGUGUGGAGAUGAUCAGCAUCUCUUCUAGAUCUCUCUGGUGUUAGCUCGUGCUAUGUACAAGUUCCAGGUAGGAAGGUGGAUUACCGCUCGCUAUUGUUAGGGAUAAGCAUUUUGGCCGGAACAUUUUUGGAGUAGGUGUGUAUAUACGCUAGUGUUAAUUCUCCACGGGACUAGAAUCUGGUCAUGUCAUAUCAAUAAAAGUAUACUUGGAUGGAUGUAAACCAGAUGUGCUGUUUUGAUCAUUUGCUGAAUUAGCUUCGCUACUGUUAAUUGGGAAUUAUUUUCCUGUGCAUUCGCUGUUAGCUGGUGUAACAUACUUCAAAACAAAUCAUUCUAGAUAUUGCCUUACAAGAUUUCAAUUUUUUU
This is a messenger RNA of Sorghum bicolor (sorghum), 1800 nucleotides long. RefSeq lists its product as uncharacterized. Bases 16 to 1446 code for a protein of 476 amino acids. The transcript is spliced from 10 exons. Gene Ontology annotation, biological process: signal transduction. The record is from RefSeq and is a predicted model, not a curated record. NCBI's taxonomy places the organism in Eukaryota, Viridiplantae, Streptophyta, Magnoliopsida, Poales, Poaceae.